Molecule: messenger RNA, 459 nt
Organism: Parnassius apollo (apollo)
Lineage: Eukaryota; Metazoa; Arthropoda; Insecta; Lepidoptera; Papilionidae
Source: the annotation of a GenBank genome assembly
AUGCACCUCAUUUAUGUGGAAUGCCAAUGUAAUGACAGUGAAGCCGCUAGACGGUAUCGCGAGAGAUACCCUAAUGCUGAUCGCUAUCCAGAUCACAGAGUUUUUACCAAUGUGCACCGUCUACUCUUCUCUGAUGGCCGACUGCCAAACCAAAUGCAUGGUGAAGGUAGAAUUUCAUUACCUUACGAGGAAGUAGUUCUUCAAGCAGUUGAUAAGGACCCAAGUUGUUCGACUCAUGACUGUACUGUUCAAAAUUUAGGUUGCAAACAUGGCGUAGCAUUUUUCAUGUGGGUCCAUAGACGCAUCGAGGAGCCAUCUCCCACUGAAAAAAUAUCUUACUGGGCCAAACCAAAGCAGGUUACUAUAGGUACUAAAUUUAUAAAGGCUAAAGAUGAGGGUCUCAGUUUAGUUACUACUGAAGAUAAAACACCGAUAACAAUGGAGACUAGUUUUUCCUAG